Molecule: messenger RNA, 2032 nt
Organism: Bubalus bubalis (water buffalo)
Lineage: Eukaryota; Metazoa; Chordata; Mammalia; Artiodactyla; Bovidae
Gene: FITM1
Product: fat storage inducing transmembrane protein 1
Exons: 2
Coding region: 1129-2007 (292 amino acids)
Biological process (GO): lipid storage; lipid droplet organization; phospholipid biosynthetic process
Cellular component (GO): endoplasmic reticulum membrane
Source: RefSeq, a predicted model, not a curated record
GAUCAUCCCAACCCAGGGAUCAAACCCUGGUCUUGUUUGUGGUAGGCAGAUUCUUUACCAUCUGAGCCACCAGGGAAAGAGUUAUAUAGAUAGCUUUAUUUUUGAAAACUAAGUAUAUAUAAUAUACUAGAUAUUUUGUCCUUUGCAACUAUUUAAAAUUACAAUGAAAAAUUCUGUGUCAGCUUAAACAUGUGUGAGUGCUUCUGGAGGUCUUCAGGUAUAGAGUCCCUGAGCAUGUGCUAUGUCAAGGUAUGGGCAAUGGAAUCUGGAAGGAUCCUAAUUGGUUAAUUCAUCUUGCUCAGUUUGCAGAUGAUGGCACUGAGGACCAAGGAGGGUUAGUUUAUUUUCUCAAAGUCAUAGAGUUGGGCCAGAACCCAGGUACCCUUUCUUGCUCAUUCCUGUCACUACUUCAUGAGCCUCCACAAAGGUAGCCCCUGAAAUCCCAUUUCUCAAAUCUCAUUUUGAGAAAUGAGAAGACAAAUAGGGAUCUCAAAACAGUUACUGAAUGAAUAACAGGGACUUCCCUUGGGUAAGUUGCUCACCGCCCUAUGGCUCUAGCCUCAGUGGUCAGGCUCGGAGGCCACAUUCUAUGUGUGGCCAAGCCCCAAGGUAAUUGAGGAGCACAACCCCAAGGAUUUGAUGGACUCCAGACUGGGAUUUUCCUCCUAGGGUCUCCUCUACCCCCUAUCAUGUGGGAGUGAACUCGAUCUUUGGGGCUCUGAGAGUCCAACCUGUGUGGGGUGGGGGUGACUUUGGCUGACCAAAUAGGGGCAAACAGACCCAAGCAAGCUGUGGACAAAACAGCUCUGAACCACAGGAGUGGCCCUGAAACAUGAACAUGGUUUGACCUAGAGACAUAGGCCCUAAAGUCAAGGGACACAGGACUAACAGGGAAGGAACAAGGCCGUUGUCAGGAAACACACCCAAAGUGAGAACCCUGCUGACGUGGCAACCCUCAGCCCUGGCCCCUCACUGCCCCCCGCCCCUCUCCCCCGCCUGCCAGCUGCCAACAGGGCUCUGCCCUGUGUCUGCCACACCUGUCACUGCCUGUCCUUGUCCAGGGGGGGCCCCAUCAGCCCCUCCUCAGCUGCUCAGCAGAGCAAGCAGUUAGCGGGGAGGGGAGGGAACAUGGAGCGGGGGCCGGUGGUGGGGGCAGGGCGGGGGGCCGGGGCCCGGAUCCAGGCCCUGCUGGGCAGCCUGGUCAGGGUGCUGCUCUGGGUGGCCUCUGCCUUGCUAUACUUUGGAAGCGAACAGGCUGCCCACCUCCUGGGCAGCCCCUGCUUACGGCGCCUCUACCAUGCCUGGUUGGCAGCAGUGGUCAUCUUCGGGCCCCUUCUGCAGUUCCACGUCAACCCUCGGACCAUCUUCGCCAGCCACGGCAACUUCUUCAACAUAAAGUUUGUGAAUUCGGCGUGGGGCUGGACCUGCACCUUCCUGGGGGGCUUUGUACUGCUGGUGGUCUUCCUGGCUACACGGCGCGUGGCAGUGACUGCCCGGCACCUGAGCCGGCUGGUGGUGGGGGCAGCCGUGUGGCGGGGGGCCGGCCGGGCCUUCCUGCUCAUUGAGGACCUGACCGGCUCCUGCUUCGAGCCUCUGCCCCAAGGCCUGCUGCUCCACGAGUUACCAGAUCGCCGCAGCUGCCUGGCGGCUGGCCACCAGUGGCGGGGAUACACGGUCUCCUCCCACACCUUCCUGCUCACCUUCUGCUGCCUGCUCAUGGCCGAGGAAGCAGCAGUAUUCGCCAAGUAUCUGGCCCAUGGGCUGCCUGCCGGCGCACCACUGCGCCUUGUCUUCCUGCUCAACGUGCUGCUGAUGGGCCUCUGGAACUUCUUGCUGCUCUGCACCGUCAUCUAUUUCCACCAGUAUACUCACAAGGUGGUGGGGGCCGCGGUGGGUACCUUUGCCUGGUACCUCACCUAUGGCAGCUGGUAUCAUCAGCCCUGGUCUCCAGGGAGCCCCGGCCAUGGGCUCUUCCCUCGCCCCCACUCCAUCCACAAGCAUAACUGAAAGGAAUAAAGGCACAUCAGACCUA